AUGAGGCAAGUGUUGGACCUUCUCCAGGACUCGACCAUUGCGCCGAAGGGUGGUAAGGAUAAACGGUCUCGUUUCUGGGAGGUGUACAAAAGAGUCGCAGAAGAACACGACGGUGAGUUCCUCGAGCGAUACACCACUGACAUGGACAUUGUCCUGAUCUUCUCUGGUCUUUUCUCUGCUGUCAGCACGUCUUUCAUCGUUGCGAUGGAAUCCAAUCUCAGUCCCGACCCCGGCGACACCACGAACGCACUUUUGAAGCAACUGGUGCAAAUUGGACUCGGCAACCUCGUCGAGGCGGGCUCCACGCCUGCAGACCCAGCAUCUACGUGGUUGCCGACCGCGCCGACUCUAUGGAUCCAAACGAUCGCAUAUGCAAGCUUGUCCAUGAGCUUGCUCGCUGCAUUCGGGGCCGUACUUGGCAAGCAGUGGCUUGGGUACUACAAGUCGAACAGAUACGGCCGCGGCUCGCAGGAGGAACGAGGCAAGAGAAGUUCGACGGUCUUGUCACAUGGUAUUUUGAUGCUGUCGUGCAAUCCUUUCCGGUCUUACUUCAGAUCUCCCUUCUUCUCUUUGGGAUCGCCCUCGGCGCCAAUCUGUGGUACGAGCAGCCGAGCAUCGCCUGGGUCAUCAUUGCAGCGACGGUCUUCGGAUUUCUGUUUUAUUCCCUGA
Messenger RNA from Suillus discolor, 669 nucleotides. RefSeq lists its product as uncharacterized. The record is from RefSeq and is a predicted model, not a curated record. The coding region runs from base 1 to 669 and encodes 222 amino acids. The transcript is spliced from 2 exons. NCBI's taxonomy places the organism in Eukaryota, Fungi, Basidiomycota, Agaricomycetes, Boletales, Suillaceae.